Molecule: messenger RNA, 555 nt
Organism: Arachis ipaensis
Lineage: Eukaryota; Viridiplantae; Streptophyta; Magnoliopsida; Fabales; Fabaceae
Source: RefSeq, a predicted model, not a curated record
AAAUUUAUAUAAUACAAAGUUCAUAAAUAACUAACUCGCCCUCUUUGUCAUGGCACUAUUUUCCUUUUCUAGCUGAGAGUUCCCUGAUAUGGAUACUACACACAGAAAUGAAGCUCCAAUGAGGGAGGAAAACGAACAUGUGGCUGCUAAGUUCAAAGAAUCAUUGGAAACCAUUGUGAUAUACCUCAACCUUCAGCUUUCUCUCAUUUCCUUCUUCAAAGGUCAAGAUUUCUUCGCAACCCACCCCAAUGUUGGGAUGGCUAUGGUUUUCUUUGUUCAGCUCUUGUUCUUUGUGGGGCUUCUGGGAACAAUGCUUGGUGGCCGGGUCUCGAUGAAGAUCCUACGGUGGAUCAUACUAGUUCUUGGAGGAGUGUCCUCUGUUUUGGUUCAGACUAUGAUGAUAUAGUCACCAAUUGCUUGCUUAUGAUUAAGGAGGUUGUUACCAUGAGCUCUGUAAACUACUUAUCUCUUCAGCUUUUGGACUUAGGGAGUGUAUCGAAUAUGCUGUAACUUUCUUUGUGUUUGUGUUUGUGUUUGUGUGUGUUUUUUUUUUUU